This is a messenger RNA of Syngnathoides biaculeatus (alligator pipefish), 1738 nucleotides long. RefSeq names its product RAD51 recombinase (gene rad51). Bases 261 to 1277 code for a protein of 338 amino acids. Gene Ontology annotation, molecular function: double-stranded DNA binding; ATP hydrolysis activity; DNA strand exchange activity. Gene Ontology annotation, biological process: mitotic recombination; DNA recombinase assembly; mitotic recombination-dependent replication fork processing. The transcript is spliced from 10 exons. NCBI's taxonomy places the organism in Eukaryota, Metazoa, Chordata, Actinopteri, Syngnathiformes, Syngnathidae. Gene Ontology annotation, cellular component: condensed nuclear chromosome. The record is from RefSeq and is a predicted model, not a curated record.
GUAAACUGUUCUUCGUCCAGUCAAAAUCGCUCGUGGUGUGCCGAUGUCAAUGACAUGCGAUCGAGCGGGAAAUAGAGUUAUAUAAAAAUUUAAACUGGCCUUCCAGCAGGUUUGGUCAGACUUGUUGAACGAAGCAUUGGAUUUGUUUAACAUUACAUUGUAUUUACCCAUAUGUGACGCCAUUUUUAACGGAGUCUGCUUCCAAUCGAGUACAACAUCCUGUUGCCUUGAAGGUAAAACUGAGGUCUCUAAUAUUGAUCAUGGCGAUGGGAUAUGAGGCCACGAUUGAAACUGAGUUUGAGGAGGAAGAAAACUAUGGACCCCAGCCUCUAUGCAGACUAGAGCAAUGUGGAAUAAGUGCGAGUGACAUCAAGAAACUGGAGGAUGCAGGUUUCCACACCAUUGAGGCAGUGGCUUAUGUGCCGAAGAAGGAGCUGCUCAACAUUAAAGGCAUUAGUGAAGCUAAAGCUGAUAAAAUCAUAGUGGAAUCUGCCAAGCUUGUACCUAUGGGCUUCACUACAGCGACUGAGUUCCACCAGAGAAGAGCAGAAAUCAUCCAAAUAUCUACAGGUUCUAAGGAAUUGGACAAACUCCUAAAUGGUGGGAUUGAAACUGGUUCCAUCACAGAGAUGUUUGGGGAGUUUCGGACAGGGAAGACCCAGCUGUGCCAUACACUUGCUGUGACAUGUCAGCUUCCCAUGGAUCAGGGGGGUGGAGAAGGUAAAGCUAUGUACAUUGACACAGAGGGAACCUUCAGACCAGAAAGACUACUGGCAGUAGCUGAAAGGUAUGGGCUGGUGGGAAGUGAUGUUCUGGACAACGUGGCCUGUGCUCGAGCUUUCAACACGGAUCAUCAGACACAGCUGCUUUAUCAGGCAUCCGCAAUGAUGGCUGAGUCCAGAUAUGCUCUGCUGAUUGUGGACAGUGCCACAGCGUUGUAUAGAACGGACUACUCUGGCAGAGGUGAACUGUCAGCCAGACAAGGACACUUAGGACGCUUCCUUCGUAUGCUGCUCAGGCUCGCUGAUGAGUUUGGCAUUGGAGUGGUAAUAACAAACCAAGUGGUUGCACAGGUAGAUGGGGCUGCCAUGUUCUCUGCUGAUCCAAAGAAGCCAAUUGGUGGGAACAUUCUGGCACAUGCAUCAACCACACGGCUGUAUCUGAGAAAAGGCAGAGGAGAGACAAGAAUCUGUAAAAUCUAUGACUCGCCUUGCCUGCCAGAGGCGGAAGCCAUGUUUGCCAUUAAUGCUGAUGGAGUGGGAGAUGCUAAAGAAUGAGAAGAAGCCCAUGUUUUAGUGUCAAAGUGUCGAACCAGCCCAAUAAAAUCUUAAAACCUCUGGGAAAUGGACUACUCUUACUGUCAGGAAAUCUACAGGACUGUUCAGGUGAGAGUUAAGGUUCAACGUGUAGAGAAGAGUUGCCAUCAAGGCUAACAGCCAAUAGAGCAUCUGAAAAUUAAGAAAAUGUCAACAUGUGACAAAAUUAGUCAGAUACAACUAAUGAAUCAUAUUCUUUAUUCUGUAUGUAUUCGACAUUUAAGUUGUUAUAUGAAACAAUUGAAAUAUAAGCAUUACUGUCAGUGUUUCAGAAGUAUCUUGGGUGUUAUGUUUUUGUUGUGAUAUCAGUGUCAAACUCUACUUUUGAUUAUUAAAUACAGGUAAACAUUUUUGUUACCAAGGACCUUGAAAGUAAUAUGUUUUUCUUGUGAGGAGAAUUUCAUGAACGCUAUAAAAAGGCU